This is a messenger RNA of Dentiscutata erythropus, 324 nucleotides long. NCBI's taxonomy places the organism in Eukaryota, Fungi, Glomeromycota, Glomeromycetes, Diversisporales, Gigasporaceae. The record is from the annotation of a GenBank genome assembly.
AUGUCGAUUAAUAUCGUGAACACUUCAAUAGAAAAACUCUUAUUAAACUUAACUAAAAAACAGCCAGGAACCGAUGAUUAUAAAAAAUGUGUAAAAUACGUGCAUUCAACAUUCAAAUUCGGAAAAUUUGGAGGCACUAAUCAAAAGGACGUAUUAAAAAAAUAUGAAGGACCGACUAUCAAUGUAAAAAAGCCUGAUAAACCGCGUCUUAAAGCGUCUGAUAUAUUUCACGAUGAACCGUUAAUAGGCCCACAUUGGGCAAUUAAAACGGAUUACAAUGAAGACGACGACGAUGAUGAUUGGGAUUUUGACGUGCAAGAUUAA